AUGCGUCCAAAGACAAUAGAAGAGCAAUAUAAGAAAAUGAGUCAUAUAGAACAUAUUUUAAAUAGACCUGAUACAUAUAUUGGAAGUGUUUAAAAGAUGACAGAGUUGAUGUGGAUAGUGAAAAAUGGUAAAAUGGUUUAUAAAGAGAUUGAAUAUGUUCCAGCAUUUUUUAAGAUAUUUGAUGAGAUAUUAGUGAAUGCAGCAGAUAAUAUUUAAAGGAAUAAUUAAACACAUAAGAUGACUUAAUUAAGAGUUGAAAUAGGUAACUAGAUUUCUGUAAAAAAUGAUGGAUAACCAAUUCCAGUAGAAAUACAUAAGGAAUAUUAAUUAUAUGUUCCUGAAUUAAUAUUUGGAGUAUUUUUAACAGGGAGUAACUUUGAUGAUACAGAGAAAAGAGUAGUAGGAGGAAGAAAUGGUUAUGGUGCGAAAUUGACUAAUGUUUACUCAAGUGAAUUUUCAGUUGAAGUUUGUGAUGGAAGCAAUUAUUUAAAAUAGGUUUGGAGCAAUAAUAUGAGUAAUAAAUAGAUACCAAUAAUAAAACAGAUGAAAAAAGAUCCAUUUGUAUAAAUAAGUUAUAAACCAGAUUUAAAAAGAUUCGGUAUGAAUGAGAUAGAAGAAGAUACUUAAGCUUUAUUAGUAAGAAGAGUAUAUGAUAUGGCAGGUAUAUAUGGUAGUAGAAUUAAUGUAUAUUUAAAUGAUGAAAAAAUAGCAAUAAAUUCAUUUUAGAAAUAUGUUGAUUUAUAUUUACCUAAUAAUUCUAUAAAGAUUUAUGAUAAAGAGAUGACAACUCCAAGAUGGGAAGUAGUAGUAAGUUAUUCACCUACUUAAUUUUAACAUGUUUCAUUUGUUAAUUCUAUUUUUACUUCAAAAGGUGGAACUCAUGUUACUUAUGUUACAGAUAAAAUAAUUUAAGAAAUUUAAAAUGAGAUGAAGAGUAAUAAGAAAUAUAAACAUUUAGAGGUAUAAAAAUAUUAAAUAAAAUAAACAUUAUGGGUAUUUAUAAAUUGUUUAAUAAAUAAUCCAACAUUUGAUUCAUAAACAAAAGAAAAUUUAACUACUAGAGUAACAGAUUUUGGUGGAAAUGAUGAAGAAAAAUUUAAAGUAACAGAAAAGUUUUCAAAAGCUUUAAUAAAGACUGAUAUUAUAGAAACAAUAUUUUAAUAAGCAAAAGCAAAAGCAGAUGCAAAAUUAAAUAAAUAAUUAAAAGGUACAAAAACAGGUAAAUUACAUGGAAUAGAAAAAUUAGAUGAUGCAAAUGAUGCUGGAAAAAAGAAUUCUGAAUUUUGUACUUUAAUAUUAACAGAAGGAGAUUCAGCAAAAGCAUUAGCUAUGGCUGGUAUAGAUAUUGUAGGAAGAGAUAGAUAUGGAGUAUUUCCUUUAAAGGGUAAAUUAUUAAAUGUUAGAGAAGCAUCUGUAAAAUAGAUAAUGGAAAAUGAUGAAAUUUAAAAUCUAAUUAAAAUUAUUGGAUUAUAAAAAGAUAGAGAAUAUGUAGAUUUAAAAUCUUUAAGAUAUGGAUCAGUUAUGAUAAUGACUGAUUAAGAUAUAGAUGGCUCACAUAUUAAAGGAUUAAUUAUCAAUUUUAUUCAUCAUUUUUGGCCUUCAUUAUUAAAAUAUAGGGGAUUUUUAAAAGAGUUUGUUACUCCUUUGAUUAAAGCAUCUAAAGGUAAUCAAACUAUACCUUUUUUUACAGUUUAAGAUUUUAAUAAGUUUGCUUAAAUAUAAGAUGUUAAAACAUGGAAGAUUAAAUAUUAUAAAGGAUUAGGUACAUCAGAUGAUGUAGAAGCAUAAGAAUAUUUUAGAAAUCUUGUUACACAUACAAUCUAAUUUAGAUAUGACGGUGAAGAUGAUGAUUAAUCUAUUGAUUUAUGUUUUAAUAAGAAAAAAGCUAAUGAUAGAAAAUAAUGGUUAGCACAAUAUAAUCAUGAUUUAUAUGUUGAUCACACAUAAAAAGAAUUGGGAUAUUAAGAUUUUAUUCAUAAAGAACUUAUUCAUUUUUCAAUGGCUGAUAAUAUUAGAUCAAUACCUUCUAUGAUGGAUGGUUUAAAACCUGGUUAAAGAAAGGUCUUAUUCGCUUGUUUUAAAAGAAAUUUAAAGUAAGAAAUAAAAGUAGUAUAACUGGGUGGAUAUAUAGCUGAACAUUCGGCAUAUCAUCAUGGUGAUAUUUCAUUAGUCACAACAAUAAUUGGUAUGGCUUAAAAUUUUGUUGGUUCAAAUAAUAUAAAUCUAUUAUUACCUAGAGGUUAAUUUGGUAGUAGAGCUAUGGGGGGUAAAGAUCAUGCUUCUGCAAGAUAUAUUUCAACAGCAUUAAAUAAAAUAACAAGAUAUAUAUUUCCAGAAUAAGAUGAUCAUAUAUUAAAAUAUAUUGAGGAUGAUGGUGAAAUGGUUGAACCUGAGUACUAUGCUCCUAUAAUUCCUAUGAGUUUAGUUAAUGGAGCUGAAGGUAUUGGUACUGGUUGGUCUACUUCAAUUUAAAAUUAUAAUCCUAUUGAAUUAGUUGAAUAAAUUAAAAAAAGACUUAAUGGAGAAUAAUUUGAUAAUCUUACUCCAUACUAUAGAAAUUUUGAUGGAAUUAUUGAAACUCAACCUAAUGGAAAUAGUCUUGUUAAAGGUAUUGUAGAAUGUAAUGAAGAAAAUGAUAUUGUUAUUAUUAAAGAAUUACCUAUUAAAAAAUGGACUAAAAAUUAUAAAGAAUGGUUAGAUAAAGAAAUUGCUUAAGAAGGUAAUCCUAUAAUUGAUCUUAAAGAAUAUCAUACUAAAUAUAAAAUUCAUUUCGAAAUAUAAAUGACUGAAGGAUAUGUUGCUUAAUUAAAGAAUCCAUAUGAAUAUUUUAAAUUAUUAUCACCAUUUUCUAAUAAUAAUAUGGUACUUUUUGAUGGAUAAAAUAAAAUAAAAAAAUAUGAAUCAAUUGCUGAAAUUUUAGAAGAAUUUUAUUAGGUUAGAUUAUAAUUUUAUUAAAUGCGUAAAGAUUAUCUACUUUCAAAAAUUGAUAGAGAAGUUUAAUUAUUAUAUAAUAAAUCAAGAUUUAUUAAAAUGGUUAUAUCAGAAGAAAUUAGAUUAAAAAAUGUUAAAAAAUAAGAAGUUGUUUAAUAAUUAGAUAACCAUUAAUUUACAAGAUUUUCAUAAUUAAUUCCUGUUAAAUCUACUAAAUUAUAAGCUUUUGGUGAUCAUAAAAAUCCUAAGAAAAAUGUAGAUGAUGAUGAUACAUCCGAAGCAUCUGGUGAUGAAAAUAUAAGUAAGAAAAAACCAGAAAUUGUUGAAAAUCCAUAAAUUAAUAAUACUAAAAUUGAUAUUAGUGAUUAUAAUUAUCUAUUAUCUAUGCCACUAUUUUCUUUAACUAAUGAAAAAGUUAAAAAAUUAGAAGAAGAAUUAGAAUCUAGACUUUAAGCUAAAGAUAAUUUAUAUAAUAAAGAAAUUUCAACUAUGUGGAUAGAAGAUCUAAAUAAAUUUUUAGAAGCUUAUGAAGAAAUGGUAAGUAUAGAAAAUAAACUCAUCAAUUAAGCAGAAAAAUUACCUAAAGAUUAAAAAAAAAAAUAAAACAAAAAGAAAAAUGCUUAAGAAGCAAUGCAAAUUGAAUAAGAAGGAAAAAAGAAAGCUAACAAAAAAUAAAAUUCAAUUGAUAAAUAAAAUGAAAAUAGUCCAAAAAAUGCAUCAAAUAGAAAAAUUAGAACUUUAAAAGAAAAUAAUAGUUAAGAAAAUUGA
Molecule: messenger RNA, 3699 nt
Organism: Paramecium sonneborni
Lineage: Eukaryota; Ciliophora; Oligohymenophorea; Peniculida; Parameciidae
Source: the annotation of a GenBank genome assembly